GGUAAAUCGUGUGGCUCCUGAUGUCGUUAACCUACUGUCUUUAGUGGUUAUUGCGAUAAAGAUUGGAUUUUACUAAAGAAGUGAAGUGCUUGUUAAACUACAUGAAGGACUAUGGUAUUGAACCUAACAAUGGAACAUACACAGUGUCAUCAUUGAAGGGCUGUCCACUGGAGGCAAAUUGGAAGAUGCAGAAGCUUUUUUGGCCGAACUGGAAACCAGUGCUUGAAUAUCUAUUGUGUCAUGGUUAAUGUUUACUGCUCAACAAAAGGGUCAGAGAAGGCCUUUGCUCUUUUUAUUUAUCUGGCUGAAAAAGGGCACUUGCUGAAGAAACGUUCUUGCUUGAAGUGGCUUUCCAGUUUGGAACAUGAUAUCGAGAAGUGUAUUCAGCUGGUUAAGAAAGUGUUAGAGCCAAGGGCUAAUUAUCUGAAUAUUGUGUGCAGCAGAGUCAUAAACAUGCUUUUGCAUGCUGGAGAGAUGGGAAAGGCCCUGAAAUUAUUGAAAGAAGUGAAGGCAAACGGGAUUAACCCAGAUGUGGUGACAUACACAAUGAUGAUGCAUCUGUAUUGCAGGAUGGAUCGCUUGAAGGGGGCCGUCAAGCUUCUCCAUGAUAUGGAGGCCAAAGGGUUGAACCAGAUGUUAUCA
Molecule: messenger RNA, 642 nt
Organism: Linum tenue
Lineage: Eukaryota; Viridiplantae; Streptophyta; Magnoliopsida; Malpighiales; Linaceae
Source: the annotation of a GenBank genome assembly